Trichosurus vulpecula (common brushtail) is the source of this 867-nucleotide messenger RNA. RefSeq names its product cerebellin 4 precursor (gene CBLN4). Lineage: Eukaryota; Metazoa; Chordata; Mammalia; Diprotodontia; Phalangeridae. The transcript has 3 exons. Gene Ontology annotation, molecular function: protein binding. The record is from RefSeq and is a predicted model, not a curated record. Bases 1 to 867 code for a protein of 288 amino acids.
AUGAGCUCCUUAAAGGACAAAGGUAACAGAGGGAGCGAGAGAGCUAAAGGGAAGACUUUGACUUUAAACCACAGAAUUGGUGGAAGUGUGUGCUACGUUGCUGCUGCUGCUGCUGCUGCUGCUACUGCCACCACUGUUCCGGUUCCCGCUCCCGCACCCGCUCCUGCUCUUGCUUUUGGUUGGUUUCAGAGCUCCCGGGUCCGGGAAGGUAGUGAGCCAACGCUGGGGAGCGCCUGCCGGCUGCAGCCGAGGUCGCUCAGGAUGGGCUCCGGGAGCAGGGCUCUGUCCAUGGUCCCAGCGGUUCUCCUAGCCCUGACUCUGCCCGGGCUGCCUGUGUGGGCGCAGAACGACACUGAGCCCAUAGUCCUGGAGGGCAAGUGUUUGGUGGUAUGCGACUCUAAUCCGGCUACAGACGCCAAGGGCUCUUCCUCUUCUCCCCUGGGGAUCUCAGUCCGGGCAGCCAACUCCAAGGUUGCCUUUUCUGCCGUGAGGAGCACCAACCACGAGCCAUCGGAGAUGAGCAACAAGACACGCAUUAUUUACUUCGAUCAGAUCCUAGUAAAUGUGGGCAAUUUUUUCACAUUGGAGUCUGUCUUUGUAGCACCAAGGAAAGGAAUUUACAGUUUCAGUUUUCAUGUAAUCAAAGUCUAUCAGAGCCAAACAAUCCAGGUUAAUUUGAUGCUAAAUGGAAAACCAGUCAUUUCUGCAUUCGCUGGAGACAAAGAUGUUACACGUGAAGCUGCUACUAAUGGAGUCCUACUUUACCUAGAUAAAGAAGAUAAGGUUUACCUGAAACUGGAGAAAGGUAAUCUUGUUGGAGGAUGGCAGUAUUCUACGUUUUCUGGCUUUCUGGUAUUCCCCCUAUAA